Symbiodinium pilosum is the source of this 180-nucleotide messenger RNA. NCBI's taxonomy places the organism in Eukaryota, Dinophyceae, Suessiales, Symbiodiniaceae. The record is from the annotation of a GenBank genome assembly.
AUGACUGAGCGGAAUGACCCUAAGGUGAUAAAAACCAUCAUCAAAGGCCUUGAGAGCCGCGAUGAGGGGGAGCGAAAUUCGGUGGCUUGGAAGCUGCGAAACGCUGCAGAUGGCGAUGACGAGCUGGCACCCACCGGUUCGCCGUGCGGCCGCGCGCACUCUGCGCGAGGUGGCGGGUGA